UAAAUGUUUUGUGAUUUUUUUUAGCCAUCAGCCAGUGAGAACUGAAAGAGAAUAGCAGCAUUUGAAAAACAAUUAGGAUUUGUGUGGCUUUUUUUCUUUUUCUUCCCCGACAGUAUUCUUUAGACUUCUCAUUGUCAUUAUGUGGUUUAGUCAUCUCUUGCCCUUUUAUUGCUGUUUUUGGUUGGUAGAAAGCAAUUCAGAAAGGCAGAGGAGAAAAGAUCAAAUGCAUGAAUAUCAUCAGAGCAGCAGAUCCCAGAGAUUUGGGAGAGAUGUUGAAGAAACAAAAAAGCAGGGCAGUCCUAUUCUGAAGAGAAGUGCAGAUGCAACAAAAUCUUAUUUAACAAAAUCUGAGCAACUUCUCAGAGUGGAUGAUCAUGAUUUCACAAUGAGACCUGGAUUCGGAGGUCCUUCAAUACCCGUGGGUGUCGAUGUACAGGUAGAAAGUCUGGACAGCAUCUCAGAAGUGGAUAUGGACUUUACAAUGACACUAUACCUGAGGCAUUAUUGGAAAGAUGAGCGCCUUUCAUUCCCAAGCACUAACAACCUGAGUAUGACCUUUGAUGGGAGGCUGGUCAAAAAGAUCUGGGUUCCUGAUAUGUUCUUUGUACAUUCAAAGCGAUCCUUUAUACAUGAUACAACCACAGACAACAUCAUGUUGCGUGUCUAUCCUGAUGGAAAGGUAUUGUACAGUUUGAGGGUUACAGUAACAUCAAUGUGUUACAUGGAUUUCAGUCGUUUUCCUCUUGACACCCAGAGCUGCUCGCUGGAAAUUGAGAGCUAUGCUUACACUGAUGAUGACCUCAUGCUGUACUGGAAGAGUGGUAAUAACUCAUUAACGACAGAUGAAAAGAUUUCUCUAUCUCAGUUCAUGAUACAAGAAUUUCGCACAACCACAAAGCUGGCCUUUUAUAGUAGUACAGGUUGGUACAAUCGCCUGUACAUCAAUUUUACACUGCAUCGCCACAUUUUCUUCUUUUUGCUGCAGACCUAUUUUCCAGCGACUCUGAUGGUCAUGUUGUCCUGGGUAUCAUUCUGGAUUGAUCGCCGAGCGGUCCCUGCUCGUGUUCCAUUGGGUAUAACGACAGUUCUAACAAUGUCCACUAUUAUCACGGGUGUGAAUGCUUCAAUGCCAAGGGUUUCGUAUAUUAAAGCUGUGGACAUUUACCUGUGGGUUAGUUUUGUGUUUGUCUUUCUCUCAGUGCUGGAGUAUGCAGCUGUGAAUUACCUAACCACAGUACAAGAGAGGAAAGAAAGAAAGCUUCGGGAAAAGCUACCUUGCACCUGUGCAAUACCACAGCCAAGACCAUUAAUGGUAGAACGCACAUAUAGUGAUGGAGAAGUCAGCAACCUGGCUGAAUUUGCUGGACCUGAUUAUAUGCCACAAAAUGGAGAAAAACAGGACAGAGAGCUGGUCAAGCCGCCAAUUGCUGAUGAGCCAACUGAAAACAAGGAAAAAAUCUUAAGCAGAUACAUUUGGAUUGACACACACAUUAUUGAUAAAUACUCCAGGCUGAUAUUUCCAGUUGCUUACGCUCUUUUUAAUAUGAUAUAUUGGUCUAUUUACACAUAG
Molecule: messenger RNA, 1570 nt
Organism: Chiloscyllium plagiosum (whitespotted bambooshark)
Lineage: Eukaryota; Metazoa; Chordata; Chondrichthyes; Orectolobiformes; Hemiscylliidae
Source: RefSeq, a predicted model, not a curated record